AUUCUGUGAUAUAGAAAAAAUAAGUAAGGUUAUCCGUAAACAUAAUCUGCAUUGUGCUUCUGGUAUUGAAACGAGAUCAAUUUUAUUACGAAUUUAAAUAAUAUUCACUAUGGCAUCUGCAGAAAAUGAAGCGCGAAUGAUAACUCUGAAUCCAGAUAAUCAUCUAUUGAUGACAUUUUUCAGUUUUCUAAACCAUUUACCGAGUUACAACGUGAAAGAAAAGAUCAUAAUAGCUAUCGAUACGGCUGUUGAGUACGAUCAAACAAAUUUUCACAUAGAUGGGCACAUUAUGUCACCAUUAUUCGCCUUGGCCUCAGCAGCGAAAAUGUUUAUAACUUUAAAAAAAGAGACCAAUCCGAAUCACGAGUUCUUUAUUCUACCUUUGAAAGGAACCAAGGCAGUUCUUUUUGAUGAUUUCAAUAAUAAUUGUGAUAUACUUGACGAACUAAUGAAGGAUGAUUAUUUUUCAUAUAGAGCUGGAGAUAAAUUUGAUUUAGAUGAUUUAUUCGUUAAUAUAGCAACAACUAAUGAAUUCUGGAAUCUUGGUUGUAAAACCCCAAAUGAAAUGCCUCCACCUUUUAUAUUGCGUCUUGUGUUUUUAUAUAAUAGAUCACACACAAUUCCUAAAAUCGAUAAGACAGUAGGAGUAAUUCAGAAACUGAUAGAUUCUCCACACUUCUUUAUGGAUGUAUUGGUAACUCACAACCCUGUAAGCCAUGAAAAUAAUUGUGAAAAAAUAUUCAAAGUUCUUCAGAAUAUAGAUUCAAAAGGGUUUUCUUACUUUUUCAACAUUGGCAGGGAUUAUAAUGACCUUACAAAAUCAAUAUUAAAAUUAAUAGGACAUCCACUUCAAAGACCUCUUCAAUCAUCUUUUUACCAUUCUUUGUGAGUUUUUCUUCCCCAGUAUAAAUGAAUUGUUGAAUUAUUUUUGUGAUUUAAAAUUUAAAUUAUGUGAAUUGUGAUAUAAAAUAUACAUAUUUUUCUAGCA
Harmonia axyridis is the source of this 988-nucleotide messenger RNA. Its product is annotated as BRISC and BRCA1-A complex member 1-like. Bases 110 to 889 code for a protein of 259 amino acids. The record is from RefSeq and is a predicted model, not a curated record. Gene Ontology annotation, cellular component: nuclear body; BRCA1-A complex; BRISC complex. Gene Ontology annotation, biological process: positive regulation of DNA repair; protein K63-linked deubiquitination; double-strand break repair. The transcript has a single exon. Lineage: Eukaryota; Metazoa; Arthropoda; Insecta; Coleoptera; Coccinellidae.